CGCUCAGUAAACCCGUUUUCCUGCUCUCUUCAGAUCUGGUGAAGACCAAAGAAUAGUUACGUUACUCCUCUGUGAAUACACUUACAGAAUUGUGGAUUAAAUUCAUGGAUUUUUGUUCGUAAUGAAGUUCGUCAUUUUCUUCAUCUAUGUACCUUUUGUUUACUCAGAGUUACACAGCUUGAUCACCACAUACACUGGAAUACAUGGACAGACGGUUGCAGGAAUCCCAGAGUUUUCUGCUGUAACUACACUGGAUGGACGUCAGAUUGAUUAUUAUGACAGUGACAAAGGAACGCUGGUUCCCAGACAGGACUGGAUGAAGGAGUUUGCAUCUAGAGACACCUGGAAAAAAGACACUAAGAUCAGAGAACAAGUACAGAAGAUCUACAAAAACAACAUUCCUCAUCUAAUGAAGAGAUUCGAUCAGACACAUGGUGUUCAUGUGUAUCAGAGGAUGUAUGGAUGUGAGCGGGAUGAUGAGACUGGAGACUCACGUGGGUUUGAUCAGUACGGUUAUGAUGGAGAGGAUUUCAUCACACUAGACCUGAGGAAGGGCAGAUACAACACAUCUGUACCACAGGCAACAGUCACAGUGGAGAAGUGGAACAAUGACAGAACACAGCUUGAUUCACUAACAGAAUACUACAGAAACGAGUGCAGUUACUGGCUGAGGGUUUUCCUUAAGAAAUCAUUUGUAGUGAAGAAAGGUCCUGAUGUGACUCUGUUGCAGAAGAAUUCCUCCUCUCCAGUGGUGUGUCAUGCCACAGGUUUUUACCCAUCAGCAGUGACUAUCACCUGGAGGAAAAAUGGACAAGAUCACAAUAAUGUGAAGAUUGGAGAUACACUACCAAAUGAGGAUGGGACCUUCCAGAAGAAUGCUACACUCAAUGUCCUUCAAGAUGUCUGGAAGAAGGACCAGUAUGGUUGUGUGGUGGAGCACAUCAAUUUGACAGACCCAAUCCAGAAGAUUCUAACGGAGGACGAGAUCAAGAGUAACAACAAAUCUACAAUCCCAACAUGGGUUUAUAUAAUUUUGGCUUUUAUAGCCUUUUUUAUGUUUGUUUUUGCAAUCAUACUUUGGAAAUACAGAAAUGAAUUCAAAUCUGCUCUUUUCACAGGCUACAAGAAGGUGCGAACGUUCAUCUAAAGAUGCUUGCACAGAACAGCCAUGAGUUCUGCACCCUCUUACAACGUUUCCUCCAGAAGCCUGUCAUCUGUGAGUGAAUAGAGCCUCAUGGUACCAUCACAGAAAGACACAAAAUUACUUUCCAGAACCUUCACCUUCACAGUGUCAGUGUUGCCAGAUUGGGCGGGUUCCCGCCCAAUUGGGCUUCUUUUGGUAACGUCAGACUAAAUUUAGGGUUGAUCAAAUUUGGGCUGCUUUUUGAUACAACUGGCGGGUUUUUCAGUUUCCGUACUUGUAACGUGGGAAAUUCCCGUAUAUAUUUCAGCGUGAAAGACGCUCGGGACAGAUGACGGAAUGUGUAUCAUUUGCGCGUGCUUUUGAGUCUUACAGUUUUAAACUUUGUGACCGCUUUCUGUGAGCUCACACAAAAAGCGCGCUCACAUAAUGCCGUAUCUGAGAGCGCGUGACUACAGAGUUAAGUUGUGUUGCGCCUUAUUGCCAAAUACAUACAAAAUUGUGUCGAAAUGCCUGUCUUGAUGAGUAUUCACGUAAACAGUCAAUUUAUACUAAACUCGGUAUAUAGGCUAUUAGGCUAUGUGUAACAGUUAGAU
This is a messenger RNA of Sinocyclocheilus anshuiensis, 1737 nucleotides long. RefSeq names its product major histocompatibility complex class I-related gene protein-like. Gene Ontology annotation, biological process: immune response. NCBI's taxonomy places the organism in Eukaryota, Metazoa, Chordata, Actinopteri, Cypriniformes, Cyprinidae. Gene Ontology annotation, cellular component: external side of plasma membrane. Bases 122 to 1147 code for a protein of 341 amino acids. The transcript is spliced from 6 exons. The record is from RefSeq and is a predicted model, not a curated record.